AUGGCCGCUUCGCGACCUCUUGUGAGUGUGUACGAUGAAAAAGGGCAAUCAACCGGAAGAUCAGUCGUUUUACCAGCUGUUUUUCGAGCUCCAAUUCGUACUGAUAUUGUUAGCUUUGUUCAUGAUCAAAUGAGACGUAAUAAACGACAAGCACACGCUGUCAGUAGUAACGCUGGUGAACAAACGUCAGCUGAAUCUUGGGGUACUGGCCGUGCUGUAGCUCGUAUUCCACGUGUGCGUGGUGGUGGUACACACCGAUCAGGUCAAGGUGCUUUCGGUAAUAUGUGCCGUGGUGGUCGAAUGUAUGCACCAUUAAAAGUAUGGCGUAAAUGGCAUAGAAAAAUUAAUUUAAAACAACGACGUUAUGCACUUGUUAGUGCUAUCGCUGCAUCUGGUGUUCCAUCGCUUGUUUUAGCUAGAGGUCAUAGCAUUGAAACUGUACCAGAAAUUCCUCUAGUUGUAUCGGAUAAAUUUCAAGAUUUAAAGAAAACUAAAGAAGCUGUAGCCGUUCUACGUAAAGUUGGUGCAUGGUCUGAUAUUCUCAAAGUUUAUGCAUCGAAACAUACACGCGCUGGAAAAGGAAAAAUGCGUAAUCGACGAACAGUAAUGAAACGUGGUCCAGUUAUUAUUUAUGAUAAGGAUAAUGGUGUCAAAAAAGCUUUUCGUAACAUCCCAGGAGUAUCCUUGUUAAGUGUUGAACGAUUGAAUUUGCUUCGUUUGGCACCAGGUGGUCAUCUUGGUCGAUUUCUCAUUUGGACUGAAUCAGCCUUUAAAAAACUCGAUGCACUUUAUGGUACAUGGAGUAAAAAAUCUCAACUUAAAGUUGAUUUCAAUCUUCCACAACCAAUGAUGACCAAUAGUGAUUUAGGACGUUUACUUAAAGCAUUUGAAAUUCAGAGUGUACUUCGCGCACCAAUAAAAUGUCAAGCACGUCGUAAAGUGAAGAAGAAUCCAUUGAAGAAUAUUGGUUUAAUGUCACGACUCAAUCCAUAUGCAGGUGUACAAAAACGUCAAACACUUUUAACACAACUGAAAGGACGACGUACAGGCAAAACAAUUGAAUCAAAAGUUGCCGCACGUAAAGCACGUACUCAUGCAUCAGUAAAAGCUAAACGUUUAUCGGGCGUUAACUUGGCCAAAACAACUAAAAAACAACAAGUUGUAGCAACAAAAAAAGCCACAACAACGAAAUCUUCGUAG
Rotaria socialis is the source of this 1200-nucleotide messenger RNA. Lineage: Eukaryota; Metazoa; Rotifera; Eurotatoria; Philodinida; Philodinidae. The record is from the annotation of a GenBank genome assembly.